UUGAAUGUUAAAAUUAUGUUUCAGAACUUUGAUCUGAUAUAAAAUGUAAAUCUAAGAAUAUGAUGAAUAAAGUUUAAAUGCCAACUCUACUAAAUAGAUUUUUUUGACCAAAUGACAAUCCAAGGUGAGAGGAUGGGUGAGCAACCAAUAUUCACGUGUAAAGCACAUGUCUUUCAUAUUGAUCCAAAAACUAAAAGAUCUUGGAUCCCGGCUUCUAAUGCAGCAGUUGCGGUUUCAUUCUUCUAUGAUUCUUCAAGAGCACUGUACAGGAUUAUAUCUGUGGAAGGAACAAAAGCGGUAAUUAACUCCACAAUUACACCAAACAUGACGUUCACCAAGACAAGUCAGAAAUUUGGCCAGUGGUCAGAUGUCAGAGCGAAUACAGUAUACGGACUAGGGUUCUCCUCUGAGGCAGAGCUAAACAAAUUUAUUGAAAAGUUUGCAGAGGUUAAAGAUGCCACCCGGGCAGGAAAAGCCAAUGGUAGUGGAACCACCCCGACAACGAGUGCCAAUGCUAGCCCUGUAACCGCAAGAUCAGGCAAAGAAUACAACGACAACUUGGAACACAUUCCUCCAAAUCAAAAUGAUGCGGUCAACUCAAACCUUCUUAAAUCCCAGCUAACUAUAGGUUCUGACAGUCCAAAGAAAGCUGGUCUGCCUGACAAGGUCCCUGCCCCGGCUUUAAACGGUGAUGCUCAGCUCAAAUAUGAGAAUGACCGGCUUAAGCUCGCGCUAGCUCAGAGCUCUGCUAAUGCAAAGAAGUGGGAGGUAGAACUAUUGACUCUGAAGAACAACAACGCCAGGUUGACCAGCGCGCUGCAGGAGUCAACCUCGAAUGUGGAGGAAUGGAAACGCCAACUUCAUUCAUACAAGGAGGAGAAUGCCAGGCUAAAAAUGAAUCUGCUUGAAGCUGAGGCCGGGAGAGGAAACUGUGAUUACGAUGCAGUUGGGGAGCUUAGAGAGCUCAGGGCACAUUUCGAGGAUGUUGAACGCGAACUAGGAGAGAAGAACGAAGAAAUUAGAAAACUAAAGACGGAGGGUGGAGGAGGAUCUAAACUAGAUCUAGAGGAGAUUAAGUCUCUCCAGGUGGAGAACGAGAGUUUGAAACUAACCUUGGAUAAAACUCAAUCCCAGUUAGAUACAUCACUUGAUGCUCAGGAUCAGCAGCGGAAGGUUCUGGAAGCGAUAAAUCGUCAAUUCGGCGAUUAUGUUCAUCAUCUGGGAGAAUUGCAGAACGAACUGACCCAGGUGUUAAACACCUAGACUACACUAAGCCACCAGGAGGAGCUAAUGAACUAGGAUUCCAAAUUUCCAAAAUGUCGGGGUUAGUUUGAGAACGAACAGGGGGUAUAUAUUUUCAAUACAAAUCACUUCUCCCCGUUUCUAAAAAUCUUUUUGGACUUUUUUCAAAUUGUAUUUAAAAUUUUGUUUUACUCUCGAAAUCUACAAAUUCAUAUCCGAGAAAGGGGGAGGGGGCUUAAAAAUAUAUCGUUCUCAAGUUUAUUUUGACAAGAUUGCCAUGUGUCUUGUUCAAAAUUUAUCCCAUAAUUUUUGGAGAAGAGGAAAAAAUACUUCUAAUUUAGUUUUUUUAAUUCUUAUCAUUCCUGAUAAAAUUUAUUUGGCGACAAAUUCUGUCGAAAUUUUUUUAAAGUUCCUUUUUUUACUGCUUAUCCUAGUUGAUAUUAAUGUAACCAUCAUUUAACUUUUCUGAUAUUGCGGAAUCUCUUUUAAUGAUAUUUAUAGAUUUUUAUACCCCAUAAACCUCAUUCAUUAACCUACUGUUGUCUAUAUUUAAAAAUAUUUAUAAAUAAGAGGGCGUUAAAAAAAGGAAAAUGUAUUUCCGACAAAAAAUACUUUAAUAUUUGAAAAUUUUUAAUUAAAAAUUGUUAAUAACAAACCAGUGACUUGCGAGGAGUCUUAUUGAAUAGUUUAACAUUAAACGUAUCACAUUGGAUUUUAGAUUUAUAUUUGUUUUUCUGAAUAUGGUAGAGCAGAGAAUACAAUUCAAUGUUAAAACCAAUGUGAUUUUUCUGACCCUGUAAAACACCCUUGUUUUCAUUGGACAAUGGACACCCUGGAUUAAUGACAUAAACUCUUAAUAAGCUUUAUAUUUAUCAUCCUAUAAAAGAAUCUCACUAUUUAUUAUUUCUAAGAACUUCUAUUUAUUUAUUAAAUCUUGCUUUAUUAUUUCUUUUUCUUGUCUAAAUAAUCUUCCAGUUUUCAAGUGCGGGGGAAAUCCCUCUGGGUAAAUUAUCUACCCCCCCCCCCUCGCCUUGGUCGAUAGCUAAGGUACUAAUAAAAUCAAAAUAUUUAUAAUUGUUUUUAACGGUUCAGUAAAACGUAUUGAUAUUGUAACAAAUAAAAUUACACUUUUUGUGAAACCAAAAAUACAGAUCUAAGCUCG
Messenger RNA from Eurytemora carolleeae, 2404 nucleotides. RefSeq names its product homer protein homolog 2 (gene homer). The record is from RefSeq and is a predicted model, not a curated record. Lineage: Eukaryota; Metazoa; Arthropoda; Copepoda; Calanoida; Temoridae. Gene Ontology annotation, cellular component: cytoplasm; dendrite; plasma membrane. Bases 112 to 1263 code for a protein of 383 amino acids. Gene Ontology annotation, molecular function: G protein-coupled glutamate receptor binding. The transcript has 13 exons. Gene Ontology annotation, biological process: G protein-coupled glutamate receptor signaling pathway; regulation of store-operated calcium entry.